This is a messenger RNA of Pelmatolapia mariae (spotted tilapia), 2769 nucleotides long. It is a transcript of the gene actn2b, whose product is annotated as actinin, alpha 2b. The record is from RefSeq and is a predicted model, not a curated record. Gene Ontology annotation, cellular component: cell projection; cortical actin cytoskeleton; cell junction. The transcript is spliced from 21 exons. Gene Ontology annotation, molecular function: calcium ion binding; actin filament binding. The coding region runs from base 68 to 2752 and encodes 894 amino acids. Gene Ontology annotation, biological process: actin cytoskeleton organization; muscle cell development. NCBI's taxonomy places the organism in Eukaryota, Metazoa, Chordata, Actinopteri, Cichliformes, Cichlidae.
UCUCCUAUAGUCUGAAGGAAAACAUUUGAGUUUCGACGUAAACAAAAAGAAAGAAAAUAUCGGCAAAAUGAUGACCCAGGUGGAGACCACGGUGCACUAUGAUAACGGCUACGAGGAUGAGUAUAUGAUGCAGGAGGAAGAGUGGGACAGGGACAUGUUACUAGACCCUGCCUGGGAACAACAACAGAGGAAAACCUUCACAGCUUGGUGUAACUCCCACCUGAGGAAAGCUGGUGUUCAAAUUGAAAACAUUGAGGAGGACUUCAGGAAUGGACUCAAACUCAUGCUGCUGCUGGAAGUUAUCUCAGGAGAGAGGUUACCCAAGCCAGAUAGAGGGAAGAUGCGGUUUCAUAAGAUCGCAAAUGUUAACAAAGCUUUGGACUUCAUCACAAGUAAAGGAGUCAAACUGGUUUCAAUAGGAGCCGAAGAGAUUGUGGAUGGGAAUGUAAAGAUGACUCUUGGAAUGAUUUGGACUAUAAUCCUCCGCUUCGCCAUUCAGGACAUAUCUGUGGAAGAAACAUCUGCCAAGGAAGGGCUUCUACUGUGGUGUCAAAGAAAGACUGCCCCCUACAGGAAUGUUAAUGUCCAAAACUUCCAUGUCAGCUGGAAGGAUGGCCUGGCCUUCUGCGCCCUGAUUCACAGACACAGACCCGACCUCCUCGACUACUCUAAGCUCAACAAGGAUGAUCCUCUGGGGAACUUGAACCUGGCUUUUGACAUAGCAGAAAAACACCUGGACAUUCCAAAAAUGCUGGAUGCAGAGGAUAUCAUCAACACCCCCAAGCCCGAUGAGAGAGCCAUCAUGACCUAUGUGUCCUGCUUUUACCAUGCUUUUGCUGGAGCUGAGCAGGCGGAGACUGCUGCCAACAGGAUCUGUAAGGUGCUUGGAGUAAACCAAGAGAAUGAGAAACUGAUGGAGGAAUAUGAGAGACUGGCCAGUGAGCUGCUGGAGUGGAUCCGCCGCACCACUCCCUGGCUGGAGAAUCGGACCCCAGAGAAGACCAUGGCAGAGAUGCAACGGAAGCUGGAGGACUUCAGGGACUACAGACGCCAGCACAAGCCCCCGAAAGUGCAGGAGAAGUGCCAGCUGGAAAUUAACUUCAACACCAUUCAGACCAAGUUGCGCAUCAGCAAUCGGCCUGCCUUUAUGCCCUCUGAGGGGAAGAUGGUAUCUGACAUAGCCAGUGCAUGGCAGGGUCUGGAGCAGGCAGAGAAAGGGUUCGAGGAAUGGCUUCUUACAGAGAUCCGUAGGCUUGAGAGGGUGGACCACCUUGCAGAAAAGUUUCGCCAAAAAGCAACUAAUCAUGAGAACUGGGCCAGCGGUAAAGAGCUGUUCCUUUCCCAGAAGGACUACGAAACAGCCACACUGACAGAAAUCAGAGCACUGCUUCGAAAACACGAGGCCUUUGAGAGUGACUUGGCAGCCCACCAGGACAGAGUGGAGCAGAUUGCUGCCAUUGCACAGGAACUAAAUGAGUUGGACUACCAUGAUGUUGCUGCUGUUAACCAGCGCUGCCAAAGCAUCUGUGACUUAUGGGACAAGCUGGGAACCCUGACUCAGAAGAGAAGAGAGGCACUGGAGCGCACAGAGAAACUGCUGGAAACCAUUGAUCAGCUGUUCCUAGAAUUUGCUAAGAGGUCUGCUCCUUUCAACAACUGGAUGGAAGGAGCGAUGGAGGAUCUGCAGGACAUGUUUAUAGUGCAUACUAUUGAAGAGGUUCAGAGUCUAAUCGCAGCUCAUGAGCAGUUCAAAGCUACUCUUCCCGAGGCAGAUUCAGAGAGACAGGCCAUCUUGGGAAUCCACAAUGAGGUGCAGAAAAUUUCACAGAGCUAUGGGAUCAAGGCCAGCUUUAUCAACCCUUACAGCACUAUCACAACUGAAGAGCUUCUCAACAAGUGGGAAAAGGUGAAAAAGCUGGUUCCUCAGAGAGAUAGUGCCCUCCAGGAGGAGAUGGCACGCCAGCAUGCCAACGAAAGGCUGAGACGGCAGUUUGCUGCCCAGGCUAAUCUGAUUGGGCCCUGGAUACAGACCAGGAUGGAGGAAAUAGGGCGUUGCUCCCUGGAGAUAGGCGGCACCUUGGAGGACCAGAUGACCCAGCUGAAGCAAAUCGAGCAUGUCAUAGUUGCUUAUAAACCCAAUAUUGACAAGUUAGAGGGAGACCACCAGCUAAUCCAGGAGUCACUUGUGUUUGAUAACAAACACACCAACUACACCAUGGAGCACAUCCGUGUUGGGUGGGAGCUGCUCCUCACAACCAUCGCCCGAACUAUCAAUGAGAUUGAGACCCAGAUCCUGACCCGGGACGCUAAGGGCAUCAGUCAGCAGCAGAUGAAUGAGUUCAGAUCGUCUUUCAACCACUUUGACAGGAAGAAGAAUGGAGCAAUGGAAACAGAUGACUUCAGAGCCUGCCUCAUCUCCAUGGGAUAUGACUUGGGAGAGGUGGAGUUUGCUCGCAUAAUGAUGCUGGUAGACCCCAAUGCUACGGGAAUCGUUUCCUUCCAGUCUUUUAUCGACUUUAUGACCAGAGAGACUGCUGAUACAGACACUGCCGAGCAGGUUGUGGCAUCCUUCCGGAUCCUGGCUGCUGAUAAGCCUUAUAUACUUGUAGAGGAGCUCAGGAGAGAACUUCCCCCUGAACAAGCAGAGUAUUGCAUCAUGAGGAUGCCACCCUACGCUGGUCAUGGAGCACCACCCGGGGCACUGGACUACACUGCCUUCUCCACUGCCCUCUAUGGAGAGAGCGAUCUUUAACCUGACCAGAAAACCUU